Crotalus tigris (Tiger rattlesnake) is the source of this 5281-nucleotide messenger RNA. It is a transcript of the gene KIF7, whose product is annotated as kinesin family member 7. The record is from RefSeq and is a predicted model, not a curated record. Gene Ontology annotation, molecular function: ATP binding; microtubule binding; microtubule motor activity. The coding region runs from base 399 to 4490 and encodes 1363 amino acids. Lineage: Eukaryota; Metazoa; Chordata; Lepidosauria; Squamata; Viperidae. Gene Ontology annotation, biological process: microtubule-based movement; mitotic spindle organization. The transcript has 18 exons.
GGUGUGAUGCGCAAGGAAAGGAGGCGGCAUGAGGUGAGUCGGGACAGAGAGAGGCGGCUCCCCCUUUUUGGACACAGGGUGCCUCUGAGCGUGUGGAGAGGACUCGAUGAUUGUCCCUGGUGAGGGAGUGGAAGGAACGCAGAGGGGGGUCCAACAGACCAGCUUCUGCCCUGGAAGCAGCCUUGGCUACAGUUCCCAUCCUUGGGGAAGGCGAUGCUGUAGGUCCCGUCCUCUCUUUGGGGCUCGUCUCCCUCCCAGAUCUUGGGAAUAUUGUGGGACUAGACGAGAGGAGCCAAGAAGCUGCCUAGACAGCUCCUUCUUCCAGACCUCUUCUUGUACCAGAAAGAUGGUGCCGCCUUUGGGUUUGUCUCUCUCCUGACUUCCUGCCCUUGCCAACCAUGGGUCUGAAAGCCAAGGUCCAGCCAUUGAUGGAAGAGACCCCGGUCAGGGUAGCCGUGCGCAUUCGGCCACUGUUGCCCAAGGAAAGGUUACACGGGCACCAGACCUGCCUCCAGGGAGACCCUGAGAAGAAGGAGGUGACUUUGGGCCACAGCCAACGUUUCCAGUUUGAGACGAUCUUCACCGAAACAUCAGACCAGGUCUCUGUGUAUGCCACCUGUGUCCAGCCGCUGGUGGAAGCGUUCCUGGAAGGCUUUAAUGUCACCGUCUUUGCUUACGGCCAGACUGGCUCGGGGAAGACCUAUACCAUUGGAGAAGCACGUGUCUCUUCCAUCCGUGAGGAUGAGCAGGGCAUAAUCCCUCGAGCCAUGGCUGAAGCCUUCAAGCUGAUGGAUGAGAACGAUCUGCUCAACUACACGGUCCGCGUCUCUUAUCUGGAAGUGUACAAGGAGGAGUUCCGAGACUUGUUGCAAGUGGACACAGCCAGCAAGGACAUACAGAUAUGGGAGGAUGACAGAGGCAAUAUAGUGCUGCACGGGGUGAAGGAAACUGAAGUGGAAGGUCUGGAUGAGGUUCUGAGCCUGCUGGACAUGGGCAAUGCAGCCAAGCACACGGGAAGCACCCGCCUCAACAGGAAGUCCAGUCGCUCCCAUACCAUCUUCACUGUGACCAUGGCACAAAGGCAGAGCAGCAGCCGCCUCGCUCGCUUCGCCUGCCCAGAGAAGACUUUGGCUCCAACCUCUGGGCAGAUCCUCACUUCCAAGUUUCACUUUGUGGAUCUGGCUGGUUCUGAGCGGGUGAUGAAGUUGGGAUGUACCGGGGAGAGGCUGAAGGAGAGCAUCCAGAUCAAUGCCAGCCUCUUGGCCUUGGGAAACGUCAUCAGUGCCCUGGGAGACCCACGCCGGAAAAGCAGCCACGUCCCGUAUCGGGAUUCCAAAAUCACCAGGAUCUUGAAAGGCUCUUUAGGCGGGAACGCCAAAACGGUGAUGAUCGCCUGCGUCAGCCCUUCCUCCUCCGACUUUGAUGAGAGUCUGACUACUCUGAAUUAUGCCCGGUGGGCUCAGAAUAUCAAAAAUUGGGCUGUGGUGAAUUGCAGCAAGGAGGUAGAGCCCGUAGAAGCCCUACAGCUGCGUAUCAAGAAGCUUCAGAGGGCCCUGGAACACAGACACCGCUCGGAGACUCGCAUUAUCCGUCGAUCGGAGGUGCCCAUCAAGGGCCAUGUGGAGGAAAAUGUGGCUCGCUUACGAGCUGAAUGCAACCACUACCGGACUUGCACAGAUGCUGCCUAUCAGCUCUUGAUGGAGCUGCAAGGCUAUUUGACAGAGGAACAGGGGCUCCAAGUGAAGGGCUGGCUCUGUGCAGUGGAAAACGGGGCCAGUGAACUGAGCUUGACCUCUGGCGUAGACAGCGGGAUCGGAAGCACUUCGGCUGAGGAGCUGCACUCCAAAACUUCCAGUUCCAAGCUGGCCAAGACUCAGGAGGAGCAUCAACGAGGACCCGAGAUGAUGAGAAGGGAGGAGGUGGUGAGGCUGGAAGAGCAAGUAGAGCGCUUAGAGAAAGAGAACCAGGAUUUCUUGGCAGCCCUUGAGGAUGCUAUGGAGCAGUACAAAGCCCAGGGCGCCAAAUUGCAAGAACAGGAAGAUACCAUCUCCGAACUUCAGAACUACCUAAAGAUGCCCCAUUUGGCCAUGCCUGAACUGCUUGGGAUUGUCCCCUUGGUGAAGCUUGACCAAAGGCCACACACAGCUCCUGUGGAUGCACACCAGUCCCACCACUGGCUCAAGCUUGCCUGUAAUAAUCCCAGUAAGCUCCAUAGGGUCACAGCUCACAAUGGAGAAGACUCAUUGGGACAAAGUCACAGUCACGCUGGAGAUGGUACGUACAGCUUUGGGACAAAGGCUGUAUUGCAAAUGAAAACACUGGACAAAGUUUUGGAUUCAUCUUUGGAGGAUGAGAAUAGAUGUUGGCCAGUCUGGCCCCUUCAGCAAUACAGGAACAAAACCCACAGCUGGAGCAAAGAGGAGCUUUCAACCAAAAAGAAUAAAAAAUACAACUCAAAAUCCCCAGAGGCAGCUCAGGAUAAAUCUUUGGAACUGUCUAAAGAUGGUAGGCAACAGGAGCUGGGCAGUCCAGCAGGGAGCUUUCCAGGCAAGGAUUCAGAAUGGCAGCUGCUUCAGGCCCACCAAAAGAUCCGUGAAUUGGCCAUCAACAUUCGUAUGAAAGAAGACCUGAUAGUAGAGCUCAUUAAGACAGGCAAGCAUGCUCAGGCCAUGAACAAGCAGUACCAGCAGAAGAUCCAACAUCUGGAGGAGGAAGCCGAGGAGGUACGGGUGGAACUGAACGACGGCCAGAGGCAGUUGCAAGAGCUGCAAAGCAAAGAACCGCGUGAUCCUGCUGAAAAGUGGAAACUCCAGGAAUAUCGCAGCAAAGUGGAAGCUGCUCAGAGCAAGGCAAAGAUCCUGCAGGAGAAGAAACGAGUGACAGAGAGACUGGCCUCCUUCUCUGCUCAAAAUGAGAAACGCUUGCUGGAAUUAGAGAGGAACGUGCAGCUGAUGCGGCAGCAGCAAGGGCAGCUUCAGAAGCGCUUGCGGCAAGAAGUGGAGCAGAAGCGACGCUUGGAAACGGAGAUGCAGAAGAGGCAACAUCGGGUCAAGGAGUUGGAGCUGAAGCACGAGCAGCAUCAGAAGAUUCUGAGGAUCAAAACUGAGGAAGUAGCUGCCUACCAGCGGAAGCACAGGAGCGGCAGCAAUGAUUCCAUGAUCAGUCUAGAACAGCAGCAGAAAAUUGAAGAACAGAAGAAGUGGUUGGAUAUAGAGAUGGAAAAAAUCCUCAACCAGCGGCGCGCCCUGGGUGAACUGGAAGAUGAAUUGACCAAGAGAGAAGCUAUUGUUGCCAAGAAAGAAGCUCUCCUUCAGGAGAAGAAUGACCUGGAAAACAAGAGAUUCCGAUCUAGCCAGGCUCUGAAUGAUGACAUUCUUCGUGUCUCCAGCCGUCUUGAGUACCUGGAGAAAGAGCUAACCCAGAGGAACGGGCAGCUUUGCCACAGCAGUGCACAGGACCAGCAACACAUCCGACAAGAAAUUAAUAGCUUGCGGCAGGAGAAGGACCAGUUGCUCAAGCAGCGAUUGGAGAUUGAUGGGAAAUUAAAUCAGGGCACCUUGCUAUCGGCCGAGGAGGAGCGGAUACUUUUCCAGCUGGAUGAAGCCAUCGAAGCCCUGGAUGCUGCCAUAGAAUAUAAGAAUGAGUCCAUUACUUGCAGGCAGCGAGUUGUGAGGUCCUCCGCCAGCCUUCUGUCCCAAUGUGAGAUGAAUCUUAUGGCAAAACUCAGCUACCUCUCUUCUGCCGAGACCCGGGCACUUCUUUGCAAAUACUUUGAUAAGGUGGUGACCUUGCGAGAGGACCAGCACAAGCAGAGUGUGGCGUUUUCUGAACUGGAAAUGCAGCUGGAAGAGCAGGUCCAGCUGGUGUUUUGGUUGGAGGUGGCCCUGGAGCGUCAACGCUUGGAGAUGGACCGUCAGCUGACCUUGCAACAGAAGGAACAUGAGCAGGACAUUCAGCUUCUGCUCCAGCAGAGUCGGGAGCAUAUAGAAGGACAGGGAAACAACAGGCUUCAGUAUGAGCAAAAGAUCCAGACGCUGGAAAAGAAAUUGGCUCAUUACAAGUGGCAAAACGAGGAAUUAAACCAAAAGUUAAAGCAGUCAGAGGGACACAGCGGAGGUAUGGAAAGAAGCAUCCUUGCGGUUGGGGAUAGACCCCAUUCACUCAGCACCUAUGAAGAUUUUACCAAAAAUAGCCAGCUGGAACCAUCCUUGCAGGUGGAGCCCUCAGAAAGGAAUCAAAAAGAGGAAGCCCGGGACUUGGUGCAUACACCGUUACCGUCCACGUGGAGGCGCUGCUCAAUGUCUAGUGCCAAUAACUUGAUAGUGGAAGAUUUUCGUCAAAUGGAGACAGAUUAUCUCGUAAGGUCUAACCAAGCCAAGGAGAUUCCUUUGCUGCCCAGAUCCCGGAAGGAAUUGCACCGGGCCAACCAGAACGUUAUUCCUGGAUUGUCUUAUCCAGAAAUCAUUGAUGUCAGAAAAAAUCCACUCUAGUUCUGAGAUGUUGACUGUUCCAUCUAAAAUAAGCUAAUAAGAGCCUUCUGCUCAUAAAUCGCCAAAAAGACAGGAGGUGGGCCCCUCCAUUAUGCAAAAUCAGGGUCUUCUGAAGAAAUAAUAGCUUGAGUUAACAAAAGGAUGCAUCAUGGCUGCAUGGAGAAGAGUUGCUCCAGAAGAUAGGACAUAGAUCAGGGGUGCUCAACCUUGGCAAAUUUAAGACUUGUGGACUUCAACUCCCAGAAUUACCCAGCCAGCUGUAGGAGUUGACGUCCACAAAUCUUAAAAGUUGCCAAGAUUGGACAUGUCUGCCAUAGAGAUUUUACACUUUCCUAAUGAUAGAAAAUGUCCAAAUAAUGGAAAAGACUGCCUCAAAUGUUGGUGGAUUCCUUCGCUGGAGAUCUCUAAACAGAGACUAGAUAAGUAUUUAUCAGAAAUACUGUACUGGUGGAUUUUGGCCUUGGGAAGAUCUCUCCCAGCAUUUACGAUCUCCAGAUUAUAUAAAUCACAUUCUGCUUUAGUGUAAUGAAUGAACCCAGUCAAAUGUUGACAUCUUCAGAGAUCUUUUACCUGGGCUUCCCUGCCUUUUGUUACUUUUGUAUAGUGGCCUUUUACAGUGAAACUGGUUGUUUCCAUUCUUUGGAGACACUUUUCUUUGCAAACCUGGAUUUCCUGUAAUGAAUACCAUCCAAACAAAGGGACAGUAAAUUUUAUCUGUUUGCAAAUAUGUAUACAUACUUUAAGUAGCUUCUUGGACUGUACUCUCAAUAAACUAGAACAGCUAUUUGUAA